Messenger RNA from Gigantopelta aegis, 1912 nucleotides. RefSeq names its product NF-kappa-B inhibitor alpha-like. Lineage: Eukaryota; Metazoa; Mollusca; Gastropoda; Neomphalida; Peltospiridae. Gene Ontology annotation, molecular function: protein binding. The coding region runs from base 166 to 1317 and encodes 383 amino acids. The transcript has a single exon. The record is from RefSeq and is a predicted model, not a curated record.
UUAUAUCUUCUACUUCCAGAGAAAACAUUUUCAAUAUGGCCCUUGGUUGCUCUUGAUAUUGAAACCGACAGCGAGUCAGCACGUGUUGAAGAGGUCACAAAUACAAGACAGCACAUACUACAGAAAGAGUAUUCAGACUCUUACAUUGUCAGUGAUUUUGAAACCAUGGCGAUAGAUGACAGUACAGAUUUGGUAGACGAGACAUAUGAAAGACAUACGACGCAUGCGCUCGAUACAAGACACGUCACGCUGCAAAGAAAUACGUCAUAUUCGACAGACGUCACAAGCGAAAGUAGCGCGUCACACGCUGUACAUAUACCGGUGUCGAGAGUAAGACGACGGCUCUCUCGUGGAUCUAGAGGUGUUCGUACACGGACAAGAAGAGAAGACAACCCAACACUUCCUGACGUCUCGGUAGACGAAGGGUACAGUUCACAGAGUCUUUGUUCCGUAGAUCUCCAAACAGUCCAGUCUCCAACUUCUGCCAGGCUCUCUACUGACAAACACAUGUCCUUCAUAUCCACUCCAUUUUGUUCCAGUGGCUGGUCGCUUGUACUGGACGUAUUCUCACAAGACAACGACGGGGACACCUUUCUCCAUCUCUCCAUUAUCGACUGCAACGUUGAACGAACAGAAUCUUACAUUUCCUUGGCUCCAAACCAGGACUGGCUGAACAUAGCCAACCUCCUGCGCCAGACGCCGCUCCAUCUGGCGGUCAUACUCAAGGCAGCGUCUGUGGUCAGGAGACUGAUGUCGGCAGGGGCAUCGGUUGACGUCAGAGACAGUCAUGGGAACACCCCCCUGCAUGUCGCCUGCAGAGAAGGAGACGUGGACACGGUGCAGUGUCUGCUGAAGCCGGUGUAUUACGAGGAGACACUUGUGAACAAAUACGAUAUUCCAUAUCAAAGAAUUCCGCAGGAUCUCGACAUACGGAACUACGAGGGACUCUCCUGUCUUCACGUUGCCGCUCAUGGUAACCAUAGACACGUUAUGGAACUCUUGCUGAAGAAAGGAGCAAAGGUCAACUCCAGAGACAGAAAGAGUGGAAGAACUGUCUUGCACUACGCCGCAGAAACGGGGAAUCAAGAAUUGGUCGAAUUUCUUCUCCGACAAAGAAAGAUAAACAUCAACUGUGUAACGUAUAGCGGAAAUACCCCCGUCGUUCUGGCAGCUGGAAGAGGUUAUUCUCAUAUCGUGGAAUACCUCAUAGCGAACGGUGCUGAUUGCUCUUAUCUGCGCAUGCGCGAUGACACGUCAGAUGAAGAAUGCGGAGAAAUGUAUGAUGACUUUAAGAUUGAUGGGGAACCCAUCUCGUGAGACAUAUACUUCGAGUGAAAAGAAGAAACAUUAGCCAUCCUUCGACUGAGAUCUCUUUAGUUAGUGUCCAAGACAUUAACAGAACAUGUAUUUAUCUUGUGAUCGAGCGGUGACAACGUUAGUGUUCGAAUUAUCGUUUAUUUUUCAUGUUCAAAACAACUAUAGAAACUGUUAUGUAGAAAAGUGUCUUGGUGUAACCGUCUUAAUAUAGAUAUGUGCAUAUUAUGUUUCCUUUCUACAAUAAUAGUCAAAGGGUCUAUAUAAGACAUAUGUGACUUGUUAUUAGUUUUGUCAUGAAAUGUAAAGAACAUACCGUGAACAAAUUGGAAUAAGAUAAUUUGAUUUACUGUAGUGAAAAUAACAAACACUAGCCAGACUAAUAUCGCGUAUAACUUUCUUAAAGGGGCAGACCCUAGUUUGUAAACACUACAGCACAUGUUUCACUAUAAGAGCCGUUUAUACAAACAGAAAUCAAAUAUUACGUAUAUUUUAUUGUUUAGAUUAUCCAUUUCCGCAGAACCGAAUUGUUUGUGGUCAUCCUGUUGUCUCUAAUAUCACAAAAUGUAUUUUUCAUAGUUUUAAAAACGCACGUACG